Siniperca chuatsi (mandarin fish) is the source of this 1952-nucleotide messenger RNA. It is a transcript of the gene lysmd1, whose product is annotated as LysM, putative peptidoglycan-binding, domain containing 1. The transcript has 4 exons. The coding region runs from base 529 to 1233 and encodes 234 amino acids. NCBI's taxonomy places the organism in Eukaryota, Metazoa, Chordata, Actinopteri, Centrarchiformes, Sinipercidae. The record is from RefSeq and is a predicted model, not a curated record.
UAAAAUAAGCUGAGAUCUUCAAUCACUACGUGACAAUGGAUUAAUUCUGUUUCAAACCUUUGACUGUAUGUAAGGCUUCAAUGUGUAUCGUUUAUUCCAAUUGUUUGGUAUGCAGCGCUUGUGACGUAUCACUCAACACGGCAGCCAUGGCAAAAUAUGGCAGCAGACGUGAAAACAUUAACAACAUUCUCAACUUUUCAAGUAUUUGUUUGAGAGAUAAGGUAGGUUAAACUUGUAGUAACAUCAGUUAUUGUCAUUAGCUGUGGUAAAGGUUUGACAUGUGACGUUAGCAAGAUACAGUCACAGUUUGACACUCGAAAAAAAAAAAAACAGGUGUCAACGUUAAUUAGCUAAGUUGAUGACUUAGCUAGCAGGCUAACUAAGCUGCUAGUUUGGUUACUUUAACGCAUAUGUUAUUUACGUAAGCUGCAUUCUCUUGAUGUGAACAAUAUAAAAGUUUGCUGGUAACCGUAAUUUACCACCAUUUGCUCGGUUGCCAACUCAAAGCUAGCUAAGUGGUUCACGACCAUGUCCGGGGAGCGAGCGCCUUUGCCAACCGGGGCAAACGGCCUACUCCGCGGGAGCCGUACGAGGUCUUACGGCAGUUUGGUCCAUUCUCCGCUCUCUCCGGUUCGCCAAAAACGCAUUGAACACACAAUUCAGCCAGGAGAAACGCUACAAGGCCUGGCCCUGAAAUAUGGAGUGUCUAUGGAGCAAAUCAAAAGAGCAAACAGGAUGUACACCAAUGACUCGAUAUUCCUGAAGAAGUCCUUGUCAAUCCCUGUGCUGUCAGACCUGGACCACUGUAGUAAUGGGGUGGAUUUGGUUUUAGAGGACAGUGAAGAAGGCCGUGCUGAGAAGAAGCAGGAUGAUGGCAAAGAAAGAGCGUCGGACCUUACUCCAGCGGAUUUUUUGAAAAGGUUGGAUGGCUUGAUAAGUCAGUCCAAGCAGGCUGCUGUCAAAAGAUGCCAGGAAGCAGACAAAAGCCUAAUUGAUGAUAUCACCUUCUUUGUUGUGGCCAACAAGCAAGACAGAUCUUUUCAAUGGGUUGCCGCCCUAGAAGCAGCUUGCACCAGCAGGACAUCAGACUGGCGGCCACUCACAAGGUCACAGAGCGUCAUUUCAUCUUCCAGAAUGCAGCAGCAGCAGGCAGCACAUGGGGCAGUACCUCUAACUAUCACCAAACUCACCAAGAAACUGAGAGACAGGGAAGAUGAGAUCUUCCAGCUGUGACAUGUUAUUUCUGCUGUCUCACUCUGCUCAUUAAAGAAACUUUCCCAGAAAGCCAUGUCACAGGGUUUGGCCUCCAGGAUAAUACAGUAGAGCAUUACAGAUAAAGGAAUAGAUUUCCGAUGAUCCCCCUGCUGCUGUAUGGACUUGGAGCUUAAAAACCUUUUCAUAUUGCCAUUUAAUUGAGACCUUAUAAUGGGAAGUUACUGUCUUUUUAAAAGGUUUUAAAAAUGAAUAUUGUGUAGCCUUCUUAUUUAUUUGUUGAGACAUCCUGUAGAUUAUGAAAAGCUUCAUAUAGCUCAUAGCUGUGUUUGGCUUGUUUUCACAUACAGGAAAUAAGAGCGUGAAAUGUUAAAUGAGAAUUCACAGUCACAUGUUUGUUAGUCAUGUGACAUAUGAAGAAUAUGGUCAACUCAAGUGGUUUCAGUGUAAUGCUACCUCACAGCCUGAUAAUGCAAAGUUGGCCAAGUUUUCUGACUAAUGUCUUUUAGCCAUGGUAUGUAAAGUAUAUAAAUCAUGUUCAUUGUAAUAUUAAGAGCACAGAAUUGCUCAUAAAUUGGUCUCUGUUACUGCUGACAGAUUUAAACUCUAAUGGAGCCAAAGUUUAAAAAAAGAUCUCUUUUAGAAUAUAUUUUGACAUCAAUAGUUUUAUUAUGUGCAUAUUUUUUAUUUCAUAUGUUUUGUAUAGUUCAUUUUAGAAUUAAAAAAUGUUUUGAUCUGUG